Messenger RNA from Colletotrichum godetiae, 317 nucleotides. RefSeq lists its product as uncharacterized. NCBI's taxonomy places the organism in Eukaryota, Fungi, Ascomycota, Sordariomycetes, Glomerellales, Glomerellaceae. The transcript has a single exon. The coding region runs from base 23 to 280 and encodes 85 amino acids. The record is from RefSeq and is a predicted model, not a curated record.
GAAUCGCUUGUCCUUGGUCGGGAUGUCGGAAGAGAGACCAAUGUUGGUGGUGUUGAUGGCGUGGGCAUUCCCGUUGGAAAUGAAGGCAGAGGUAUGUCUGGGGAGUUCGUCUAGGGAUUGGACAAUGAGCGGCGCCUCGCGCUUUCUGCCUCGAGUCUCAAGGGCGGUGGUAUUGUUCGGGAUGAAGGUGUUGUUGCCCAAAUUGAAGGCGGGUUCAUCAAGAGGGCCGCGCUGUUGGAGUCUCCAGAAGACAGGAGCAAAGCCCGAACCGCCCUCAUAGACAGUGCAAUCGGCCUCGCCGGAAGCAGACAUGCGGU